This is a messenger RNA of Corylus avellana, 1370 nucleotides long. NCBI's taxonomy places the organism in Eukaryota, Viridiplantae, Streptophyta, Magnoliopsida, Fagales, Betulaceae. The record is from RefSeq and is a predicted model, not a curated record.
AUGGAGGGGGAAGUAAACAACUUCAUAAAGGUAUGUCUCUCAGUCUUCCUUUGUCUUUGUUAUUGCUAUGCAAUUGGAAAGAUAGUCCCCAGAGGUCGUAGGAGACUCCUUUGUGUGCUCCCAAUCGUCUGCUUCUUCCUCUUACUUCCUCUUAAUCUCCAUUCGGUCCAUCUGGGAGUGAUUACUGCAUUUUUCAUUGCCUGGCUUGCCAAUUUCAAGCUCUUACUCUUUGCUCUUGGUAAAGGCCCUUUGUCUUCUCACCCAUCAAUCUCUCUUGGACGCUUCAUGUCUGUUGCUUGCUUUCCCAUCAAGGUCCAACAAAACACACCAAAUUUGGAGAAACCCAGAAACACGAACACCCAAUUGUCGUAUCUAGAUGACAAAAACAAAGAAAACCCCACUUCCAAAAGAUCUCCUUUAAAAUAUGUAAUAAUGGCUGUUCUUCUGGGAAUUUUGAUACGUGUCUAUGACUACAGUGACCAUAUCCAUCCAACCAUCGUCUUGCUUCUUUAUUGCUCUCACAUAUACCUUUUCUUUGAAAUCAUCCUGGCCGUGGUGGGAGCCCUGGCUCGAGCCCUUCUAGGAGUUGACCUCGAGCCCCACUUCAACGAGCCAUACCUCUCCACCUCACUAGAAGACUUCUGGGGCAGGAGGUGGAACCUCAUGGUCACCGACAUCCUGCGACUCACCGUAUACGACGCCACCCACCAUGCCACAGCAUGUGUCAUUGGCCCCAAGUGGGCCCAUCUGCCCGCCACGUUCGCCAACUUCGUGGUGUUGGGGCUCGUGCAUGAGUUGAUCUUCUACUACUUGGGGCGCGCGAGGCCCACGUGGGAGGUCACUUGUUUCUUCCUCCUCCAUGGUUUGUGCUUAACAGUCGAGGUUGUUUUGAAGAAGGCGUUUUUCACAGGCGGGUGGCGGUUACCGCCGUUGAUCUCGGGCCCCUUAACGGUUGGCUUCUUCAUGGUUACUUACAUUUGGCUGUUCCUUCCCCAGUUCCUCCGGUGUAGGGCUGACGAGAGGGCCAUUGAAGAAUACGCUGCGUUCGGCGAGUUCGUGAAGAGUACUAUCACUCGCGCAUUAAUAUUCGUGUUUUAAUAAUAAACCUUCUCAUAUUGAGGAUCCGUUUGGAUAGGACCAUCCAGUAAUAUUAUGUGUUAGGAAGUGGGCCGGAAGGCCCAUAUAGCCUGCACUCAAAGGCCUAUUAUUAGUCCAUUAAUCCGGUUUCAUCUUAUUGUGUAGCAGGGGAUCAGCUUUCCAACCAUUUAUAUCUUUGCACCACCACUUCACCCAUGGCCCAUGGCUUUGUCUGUCUUUGCUUUGGGAGCCAGGGAGGAUUUGAAGCGAACUUGUUCUGAGCUUUGCUUUUU